Haliotis rubra (blacklip abalone) is the source of this 1560-nucleotide messenger RNA. RefSeq lists its product as uncharacterized. The coding region runs from base 1 to 1560 and encodes 519 amino acids. Lineage: Eukaryota; Metazoa; Mollusca; Gastropoda; Lepetellida; Haliotidae. The record is from RefSeq and is a predicted model, not a curated record. The transcript has a single exon.
AUGGCCAAUACUCAAAUAUUAAAUCACAUUGAGUACAGGAUUGUGAACGGGGUUCGGGUACCUGUAACAGGUCCUGCUGCAGGUCCUGGUGCAGGUCUUGCUGUUGAUACUGCUGCUUCACAGACACAAGGCUACGGAGUAAAUGGACAAAAUUCUAUCGUGUCUGACUCUGCGUCGAAAUCGAACGCUGAACAGUUGUCCACGGGUCAGAAUAAAAAAGAAGUCACCAGCGUGGAGGAGAAUAGCAACUUUCUUGUUGCUCAAGCUUUCGUGGAUCCUGGAAAUCUUGUAGAGGAGAUACCGACGGGUGGGGACACUGCAACACUGCUUGAGGAAACCACGGACACAGGAUCGCCUUCUAACUCAGUGGCUGCCUCAUCAACGUCAACAACGGCAUCAACAUCUUCAACAGAUUUAGCAGCUGGUACUCCAGCAAACGUCGCAACAGAUGCAUCAGCUGGUCCUGGUGUGGUAUCUAAUGCAUUGCCCGAACAAAAUGGUGUCAGUACAAUGGAUUUCAGCCAGAGUGGAACAGCCUCAGUGGUAUCUUCCAGUGAAAAGACAGCAGUUGGUACAUCAGCAGCCACGGGAACCAACCCCACGGAAACCAGCCCCACAGGAACAGCAACUGAACCCGGGACCGCUAGAGACACAACCGCAACAGGCACAACCAUCACAGGCAGCCCCACAGGCUACAUACAAGGAUCAGAGUAUCAACAGGCAGGAUUCGGUUCUACUGUCACUGGGAAUGGGAUUCUCAAUAAUGUAGGUAGCCUUUAUAACCUUCAAUCACAGACGGCGCACAGUCACGCACUUGGCGGAUCGAUGACAGGAACCGCGAAUUCUCUAUAUCCGACGGGUGCUCAAAGUGGAACGAUGGCAGCCGGAAGUGAUACAAUGAACGCUGCAUAUCAUACGGGAGGUCAGACAGGAACAAUGACAGCUGGAAGUGGUAUUGUGAAUACUGCAUAUCCUACGGGAGGCCAGACAGGAAGUUUAACAGCCGGAACCGGUACUGUGAAUACUGCAUAUCCUAUGGGAGGUCAGACAGGAAGUAUGACAGCUGGAAGCGGUACUGUCAAUACUGCAUAUCCUACGGGAGGCCAGACAGGAAGUUUAACAGCCGGAACCGGUACUGUGAAUACUGCAUAUCCUAUGGGAGGUCAGACAGGAAGUAUGACAGCUGGAAGCGGUACUGUCAAUACUGCAUAUCCUACGGGAGGCCAGACAGGAAGUUUAACAGCCGGAACCGGUACUGUGAAUACUGCAUAUCCUAUGGGAGGUCAGACAGGAAGUAUGACAGCCGGAAGCGGUAUUGUGAAUACUGCAUAUCCUAUGGGAGGUCAGACAGGAAGUAUGACAGCCGGAAGCGGUACUGUGAAUACUGCAUAUCCUAUGGGAGGUCAGACAGGAAGUAUGACAGCUGGAAGCGGUACUGUCAAUACUGCAUAUCCUAUGGUAGGUCAGACAGGAAGUAUGACAGCCGGAAGCGGUACUGUGAAUACUGCAUAUCCUAUGGGAGGUCAGACAGGAAGUAUCAGCUGGAAGCGGUACUUGUAA